CAGGGCGGCAGCCCCGCCUCCUCCUCCUCCUCUUCUUGUAGAGCCAGAGUCGGCUGUCCGCAGAGCAGCCUGCUGACUUUGCAGUGGUUCCCCUGCCUCAGCGCGCCGCAGAGCCUCCUCUUGUCUGGUGGCACAUCAUCCAUCCGCUGCGAAACAGGGCUGGGACGCCCGCUGGGGACACGCGCCUGGGUGCCAGGGAACGGAGCGGGGACUAGGACAAGAUGGCAACCCUUAAGGAAAAGCUCAUUGCGCCAGUCGCAGACGACGAGACUGCCGUCCCGAACAACAAGAUUACUGUAGUAGGCGUUGGACAAGUUGGAAUGGCUUGUGCUAUCAGCAUUCUGGGGAAGUCUCUGGCUGAUGAGCUUGCCCUGGUGGAUGUCUUGGAAGACAAGCUCAAAGGAGAAAUGAUGGAUCUGCAGCACGGGAGCUUAUUUCUCCAGACUCCGAAAAUCGUGGCUGAUAAAGAUUACUCCGUGACAGCCAAUUCUAAGAUUGUGGUGGUGACCGCGGGAGUCCGCCAGCAGGAGGGGGAGAGUCGGCUCAACCUGGUGCAGAGAAACGUCAAUGUAUUCAAGUUCAUUAUUCCUCAGAUCGUCAAGUACAGCCCCGACUGCACCAUCAUCGUGGUUUCCAACCCAGUGGAUAUUCUUACCUAUGUCACCUGGAAGCUGAGCGGGCUACCUAAGCACCGCGUGAUUGGAAGUGGAUGCAAUCUGGAUUCUGCUCGGUUUCGUUACCUCAUGGCCGAAAAGCUUGGUAUUCAUCCCAGCAGCUGCCACGGCUGGAUCCUGGGCGAGCACGGGGACUCCAGUGUGGCAGUGUGGAGCGGGGUGAAUGUGGCAGGAGUCUCCCUCCAGGAACUGAACCCAGAGAUGGGAACGGACAAUGACAGCGAGAACUGGAAGGAGGUGCAUAAGAUGGUGGUGGACAGUGCCUAUGAAGUCAUCAAGCUAAAAGGCUACACCAACUGGGCCAUCGGCCUAAGUGUGGCUGACCUCAUCGAAUCCAUGCUGAAAAACCUCUCUCGGAUUCACCCCGUGUCUACAAUGGUGAAGGGAAUGUACGGCAUCGAGAACGAAGUCUUCCUCAGUCUCCCGUGCAUCCUUAAUGCUCGGGGACUGACCAGCGUCAUCAACCAGAAGCUGAAGGACGAUGAGGUCGCUCAGCUCAGGAAGAGUGCGGACACCCUGUGGGAUAUCCAGAAAGACCUCAAGGACCUGUGACUGCCAGGCGCCAGGCUGUAGAAAUCCAAACCUCCAAUGUGACUAAGUGAACCUUUAGUCUUCGGCCUUGUACGUAGGUCACAGUUUGCUUCUUCCCUAACAUGUGAUAAUGAGCUCACAGAUCAAAACCAGGAGUGUUUGAUGUUUGCACUAGGAGCUCCUGAACAAAUAAAGUUUAGCAAUUGCAGCAUA
Messenger RNA from Rattus norvegicus (Norway rat), 1418 nucleotides. RefSeq names its product lactate dehydrogenase B (gene Ldhb). Gene Ontology annotation, molecular function: oxidoreductase activity; catalytic activity; NAD binding. Gene Ontology annotation, cellular component: membrane raft; cytoplasm; oxidoreductase complex. NCBI's taxonomy places the organism in Eukaryota, Metazoa, Chordata, Mammalia, Rodentia, Muridae. Bases 222 to 1226 code for a protein of 334 amino acids. The record is from RefSeq and is marked reviewed. The transcript has 9 exons. Gene Ontology annotation, biological process: lactate metabolic process; NAD+ metabolic process.